AUGUCACAAGUUUAUCAUUCAAGUAACUAUCCAUCAUUUUGGAGUGGAGCAUCUAUGAAUGAUACUCGUGAUAGUAGGUAUGAAACAAUUAAAAGUGGUGUACCUUCACAUUCCAAUGAUACAUACGAUUGUCCAACCAGUUUGCAUAACACUGUAUCAACAAUUUACACUAAUCCUUAUUAUUUAUGGUCCAGUACAACAAGUCCGCCAGGUCAUCCAUUUAACAAUGGGCAAAGCCAACAUCAACAGCAAACAUUCUGGUUUGAAAAUCUUCAUGAAACAAAUUAUGCACAAAUUUCACCAAAAGAUUCAUUCAUGAAAAAUGAUACUUCCCCAACCAAAUGUUAUUCUUUGAUAUUAUAUUCUCAAGAGAAGAGAAACCAACCGAUUCCUGAAAUUCAAACUGAAGAGUCGAAAUCUCAUAGAAACCAAUUUUCUAGUUUACUUCAAAAUACUAUUGAUAAUACUGAAAUCAAUACACAUAAUACAAUUGAAGGUAAUCUGCUAACAGCAAGUACAAAAAAGUCAUCGGCUUUAUUGGCUUAUCUGAAUUUGGAUAAAGUUAAAUUACCUGAGAGCUUAGGAGACCCACAAACAGUAUGGUUAGAUAUUGCUUCACCUUUUUUUGCAUUUUUCUGUUUCACAAAAAAUUCAGAUCACAGUCAACUGCAAUCUCGCUUGAAUCAAUUUUCAAGUACCGUGAAAUCCAGUGCUAAAUCAACUAUCGAUUCAUCCUGUGGAUCAUUUAAACCACCAAAUAACCAUUUCAAAAAUUCAUACAAAACUGAUUAUGAUUCAAAGCACAAUCAAAAUUAUAACAAUAGUAAUAAUGAUACUACAGGCAAUCCAUUGAAGUCAGCUACUCCAGAUGAACUUCAGACUCAGAGAUUUUUGGCCAAUGUACGUGAAAGACAACGUACACAGUCUCUAAAUCAAGCCUUUGCUGAAUUACGUCGAAUUAUUCCAACAUUACCAUCUGAUAAACUUAGUAAAAUACAAACACUGAAAUUGGCUACUCGAUAUAUUGACUUUCUAUCACAAGUACUGCAAGCAUCAUCAACGUCAUCAUCUGCUAAUAGCCAACCCAAUGAUUUCACUGAAGACUUGUCUACAGAAGUCUAUACAGCCACUACAGGAUAUAUGCUAAGGUCAAAUAAUGGUUGGGGAAGGGAGAGAUUCGAUUACUUCCGCUCUCUACCGUCGUGUGUAUCAUUUCCAUCCGCUGAUUACGGUGGAGUUGAAAAGUUGAAGAGACUAAAACCAGAUGUUGUGUAUAAUCUUCAUUAUAACAUUGAACAUCAUGACAGGGAAGAUUUUGACGGCGGUGGCGGUGACUGUGAGAAGAAUUACCACAAUGAUAGGAAAUAUCUGGAAGUAUACCCUCUCGAGGGUGAAGAUUAUUCGAUGAAGCCGAAACUGGAACACAGUAGUGCUGUUCAGCACUCAUCAUCAUCAGUGUCUUCUUGUUCACCCUUGUCAUCGCCAUCUUCUUGUUCCCCUUUAUUGUCGACAUUUGUAACAAUAUCAGAAACACCAGCAUGCUGUGCUGAAAAUUGCAUCAAUAAAAAUGAUAGAGGGUUGCUAUUCAGUGGAUUAAAGUGUUAUAAAAGCGUUUCAUCACCCCUGUCGUCAUCAUUACAAUCAAGUUUGGAUGCAAAAGCCCAAAUAUUGACAAUACCAUCAACGCUAGCGCAACAUGUACACAUGACAUCCUUUCAAAUCAAGGAGUGA
Heterobilharzia americana is the source of this 1731-nucleotide messenger RNA. NCBI's taxonomy places the organism in Eukaryota, Metazoa, Platyhelminthes, Trematoda, Strigeidida, Schistosomatidae. The record is from the annotation of a GenBank genome assembly.